AGGCCUCGAGAAUGACAAGGUUCCAAUAAUGUCCUAGGAAGAAGGCAAACAAAUGGAGGUUGAGUGAAGAAGGAGAAGAAAAGAAGAAAAAAACGUCUCUCCUCCUUCGCCCUGGAGUGGAUUGGUUCAGCUGGUCAUGUUAGCACCUCCAUGUGCAGCCGGUGGUGCAGUGUGUUGUGGAGUUCCGGUGCUUUUGUUACUGCAACCCCACCUGCUGCUUCCCCCACUGCCUCCCCUGCUGGCUACAUAAGGUGCGACUAGCAGUGCCACGGGGAAGGGGAGGGUACCAAAGGGUGGAGGAAGUAGGGGAGAGAAGCAGGAACACUGGGAAGGGGACGCCAACCAUCGUCUGGGUCAGGCAGUACAAACAGCAGCAGGAUGUCGAAGCCCCCGUCUGACAAGCUCCCGACCUUCAAGCUGGUGGUGGUCGGGGAUGGUGGUGUGGGCAAGUCGGCCCUCACCAUUCAGUUCUUCCAGCGGCUGUUUGUCACUGACUAUGACCCAACCAUCGAAGACUCGUACAUUCAGCACACUGAGGUGGAUGCUCAGUGGUGUAUCCUUGAUGUGCUAGAUACUGCAGGACAGGAAGAGUUCAGUGCAAUGCGAGAGCAGUACAUGCGGAAAGGAGACGGCUUCAUGUUGGUAUAUUCGGUCACCGAUAAGCAGAGCUAUGAGAAUAUUCCACACUUCUACACACAAAUUCUGCGUGUUAAGGAUAGAGAGUCGUACCCGAUGCUUCUGGUGGCCAACAAGGUGGAUCUGGUACACAUGAGGAAGGUGUCUGAGGAAAUGGGCCGGGAACUCGCUCACAGGCUGAACCUCUCCUACAUAGAAACUAGUGCGAAGGAUCCACCACUCAAUGUUGAUUCGGCAUUCCAUGAGGUUGUUCGCAUCAUCCGGAACUCUCCACCAGUGUACGGGCCUCCAAAGGGCAAAGGGAAGGGAAAGUGCGUAAUUAUGUAAGUGCUUUGAACCUGAGUUUAAUCCACCACCCAAUGUAUGUUAUUGGUUCAUCAAGUAAAUCCAAACCACGAUUGUACAAAGCUUUUUGGGCAUUGAGACAUUGAAUUCUUGGAGAUGUGUUCCCCCCUUUCUGAAAUUUCUUCUGAGUUUUUGUCGUUGCGGAAAGGAUAAAAACACGCCUGAGUUGACAUUGGGUUGGAGGACAUCACAAAGGAGUGGGGCAGUGUGUGGAUCACGAAAAAUAACUUACAGUAAAUGUUUUGUGCCAUAAGUGUUCCUGAAAGGGCAAGACCUGGAAUAAUACAAGCUGCAGCUUACACCUCCCCAUUCAUAACGUGAUGCACUGAUCGCAGCUACCGUAUAUCUGGUAACCAAAGCUGUAACACUCCUUUGGGGUGAUUUUAUUUUUUUCUUUCUUUUUGUUAUGUAUUAAGUAUAUAUGUAUUUUUCUUUCCAUUUUUUUUACAAUGGAUUUUUGUGUUAUGUUUCCCAUAUAGCUGUUGGGUUGUAUGCAGUCUUAUAUGUGUUUUCAUCAUGUAUGUACCAGAUUAACAAUUUUAUUGAACAGUUGAUUGAGUAUUUUAGCUAAAACUUUUUUGGUGUCAAGUGUGGCUUAAGUGGAUAUUACAAAAUUCUUGAUCAUCGUAGAUGGUAAUUUUGUGUAAUGUUGUGUUUUAAUUCAAUAUUAUAUGUUGUUCAAGUAUGGGUACCAUACUUUACAGAUGCAUAUAAAUAUAUAUAUUAAUGCACUUUUAGUAUUAUCAACAAGCUUUAAAUUAGUUGUUUAACUUAAUCUUUCACAACAUACCAAAGGAUAAGGAGGAUUCUGCUGCAAGCACCUCCAUUACUUUUUUAAAAGUUUUUAUGAUUUGACUGGUGGGUUUCACCUGGAAGAAUUUGUUUGAGGAUAUGAAUUUAUCCUUUACAUAGAGGAUUACUAAAUUAUUGUUUCCUCAGCUCAAACACAAGCACAAAUAAGAUGUCUUUACCAGACAUUCUACAGGAGUGCUCAAAUUACCUAUUUUUAUUUCAAUUGUAUUUAUUCAAUUGAGCUUAUUUUACCAAUACAUGACUGUAAUUUCACAGUGGAUCUAAAUGUCAGAUGUAAUAGCUCUCUUAGCAGAUAUAUAUUUAUGAGUAUUCUUAUUUGACUGAAAGCAACACAAACAAAAUGUGUUUAAAAAGAAAAAAAUCUGGCCUAUGAGGUAAUGUUGUGUAGAUCAGUUGUCCAAAAAGUAAAAAAUAAGACGUAUAAAGCUAUAAAAAAAAGUAAGUCUCAGACUUUGGGAAGCGUACGACAGAAGCUAUGGAAAGAAAGGUUAUUAUGCUUGUCUGUCGUGUUGUGUCAGGUACCCCUUCUCCCCCAAGUUGGCCCCCCCAAGCCCUCAUGACUCCCCCCUUGAGUAGGUUUGGUGGGGGCCCAUGGGGUAAGGCACAACCCCUCAUGUUCCGUAGUUAAGAGGCGCCCUCACAUUCUAUCUUUGGGGAAAUAAUACUUUAAAAUAAAAGUAUAGUAUUGCUUGAUUAAAGGGUAUUAACAUUCCCGAGAAACAAGCAACAUGAAAGCCAAAAAUAUGUCUUCAUUGGGUCCGUAGCUUCCGGCGAGUGCUUCCCAAGUCCAGGUCAUUAGUUUCUUGAAUAGGCCCAGACACUUGGAUUAGAUAUGUUAUUUCAAAUAGUUUUCUUAGAAGUCUUCAGGUUGUACUUAUGGAAAUGUGACAUAGUGACCUCUAAAUAGUAAUGUUUCUCAAUUAAUUGUGUUUCCUGGCUGAAUUAUACUGAAAAACAAAAGCAAAAAACAAAAAUGAACUCAUGGAAUAGUCAAUACUUAGGGUCACAAUGUAGUAGAUCUCUUAGCAUUCACAAAGUUUCACAUAUACCAGCUGAGGUGCAUUGGAUGUUCUCCAGCUUAUAUGAUUCUACUACAACUUCAAUUGGCAAUUAAAUUGAAAAGCAAAAGAAGUAAAAAGUAAAGUAAAGUAAAAAAAAAAAAAAAAAAAAAAAAAAAAAAAGGAAAGGUGAGUUAAGUAAACAUUUGCAAGUGAGUUAUAAUAAGUAAAUAAUGAUAACGAAUAAAUAAAUGAUUAAAUAAUAACAGUAAUGGAAGAACUCUCUGUGGACCAAGAACAGAAUGAACAUCAGAAGUCCACCAGUAAGUUUAAAAGUUUUGGAGAAUGCCAGACCCACUUUGUUCCCUCUCCUGUCUCUCUGGGCACGUCUGCGCUGGCUGCCCUUCAGCAUCAUCUCCCCCGUAAGGCUGGUGGGCAGUGAGUCCUAGGCGGGGCGGAGAGAAACAGGGAGGGAUCCACUUCUCAUUUGGUAUUAUUCCACAGUAGAAUAAUAGAACCUUCCUAGAGAACUGUUGUAAACUCUAUUUUUUUGUGAAGUACAUGUUGUAUGGAUGUCCCAGAUAUUAUGAUGAAUAUAAUAGUUAAUAUAAUUGCAGUGAAGACUGUUCUCAUAGUGUGCCCUUGACCAAUGAACGCAGCCUUUUGGAGUUGGUGCUCAAAUACCCCACUCAAGCAUCAUCUCCAGAGGCAUUGCUAGCUCUAUAGUUCAAGGCAAGUGGUGGUGUGUACUAUUAUGUAAUUAUGUGUCCAGAUCUGUAUUUGCUGUAAAAAAUGUCAAAAGUGAUUUAAUGUUCCUCUUGUCAUUAGUCAUGGCUCAGUCCUGAGUGGUUUUAAAAGUCUGUAAGGAUGUUUAUAACUGUACCCAAGGCUUUUUAAUGCUCAAACCCACAGAGAAUAUGGUUGUGGAGCUUAGCACAAUCUUCUUGUGUAACUAGUGCUACAGACACACAGUAUGGUGCAUCGAUAUGCAUCAUAAUUUGCAGAGUUUGAUAUGAAAUGGUUUUGGUUUGCCCUGUACAAGAUUUCACCUGUGAGAAUCAUAGGGCACAGUUACCCAUCUAGAAAAGGACGGUAACUGCAUGUGCACUGUAACUUAAGUGGAAAGCGACCUGGCAAGAAAAGUGUAAAUAAAUGUGGAUUUUGAUAAUUAACAAACAGCUGGUUGAUUACGUGGUCUAAACCCAGACACGCCAUUGAGAAGUGCUUAAUGAAUGAUGUCAACAGAAGAUGGCAUUGGAGUGACUUCCAGAAAGCUUUAUUGAGGUUUGUAAAGAAUAGGAAUGAAGCCAUUUUAUAUUACUGUAUUUGAGAUGAAUAUCUUUAAAAGGAUAUGAAAUUGUACCAAAGAAUCUGUUGGUCAUUCUGAACAGAUGAGUUAGUAAUACAUUAUUAGCAGCAGUAUUAAUUAAACUGUUUCUGGACUAAUAAAGAUCAGAUGUGACAUGUUUGUCGGUGUAUUGCGCAUACAACUUGAGCCAGACUGCCAUUAAAAGUAAAUGUAGUA
Penaeus vannamei (Pacific white shrimp) is the source of this 4317-nucleotide messenger RNA. Its product is annotated as ras-related protein M-Ras. Gene Ontology annotation, biological process: Ras protein signal transduction. Gene Ontology annotation, molecular function: GTP binding; GDP binding; GTPase activity. The record is from RefSeq and is a predicted model, not a curated record. NCBI's taxonomy places the organism in Eukaryota, Metazoa, Arthropoda, Malacostraca, Decapoda, Penaeidae. Gene Ontology annotation, cellular component: plasma membrane.